AUGGCGGAUCGUGAGGCAAGGUUCAACACCGAUGUCGUCGUCGACACGACGCCUAUGCCCGACCAUAUUCCAAAGGUCAAAGAGAUUGGAGCUACAUCGGCGCCUUUACUGAGCGCAGCCUACUUUAUCGGCGCGAGAUGUCGACCAUACAACGACGACUACAUGCAGUGCAAGACCGAGUCCUACGGUAGAGGAGAGCUUGACUGCAUGAAAGAGGGCAGAAAAGUGACGAGAUGUGCAGCAAGCGUGAUUGAUGAUAUCAACAAGAACUGCCUGGAAGAGUUCCGAGCGCACUGGAAUUGCCUGGAGAACUACAAUCACCAAUUAUACCAGUGUCGAAGACCGGAGCGAGUACUGAACAGAUGUGUUUUUCAAAAGAUUGGUUUGGAGAAAACAAUUCCCGACACGCCCAAGGGCCAGACACCGAUUCACCUGAGGGACAAACAAACGUUCGCCGAUAGCACGAGGGUAGUAUACCCGUGGGAGAAGGAUGUGGGCAUCAGAAAAGACCAGGCAAACCAACCCUCAUGA
This is a messenger RNA of Exophiala spinifera, 531 nucleotides long. RefSeq lists its product as uncharacterized. Lineage: Eukaryota; Fungi; Ascomycota; Eurotiomycetes; Chaetothyriales; Herpotrichiellaceae. Gene Ontology annotation, biological process: mitochondrial electron transport, NADH to ubiquinone. The transcript has 4 exons. The coding region runs from base 1 to 531 and encodes 176 amino acids. The record is from RefSeq and is a predicted model, not a curated record.